Molecule: messenger RNA, 626 nt
Organism: Pneumocystis carinii B80
Lineage: Eukaryota; Fungi; Ascomycota; Pneumocystomycetes; Pneumocystales; Pneumocystaceae
Exons: 4
Coding region: 45-581 (178 amino acids)
Biological process (GO): translation
Cellular component (GO): ribosome; cytosolic large ribosomal subunit
Molecular function (GO): structural constituent of ribosome
Source: RefSeq, a predicted model, not a curated record
CAGUCACGGAUCGACAAAAAUAUACUCUUUAAAAAAGAUAUAAAAUGACAGUUAAGUCUCAUUUUACUGAGUAUCAGAUCAUUGGAAGACGUCUUCCAAGUGAAAAAGAACCGGUACCAAAGUUAUAUCGUAUGAGAAUUUUUGCACCUAAUACAGUGGUUGCAAAAUCAAGAUUUUGGUAUUUUUUGAAAAAACUUCGAAAGAUCAAGAAGAGUGCAGGAGAAAUUGUAUCAUUGAAUGUGAUUUAUGAAAAACGGCCUUGUAAAGUAAAAAAUUAUGGGAUAUGGCUUCGAUUUGAUUCACGUUCUGGGACACAUAAUAUGUACAAGGAAUAUAGAGAAGUCUCUCGAACAGCGGCAGUACAUGCUCUUUAUCAAGAGAUGGCAUCACGUCAUCGCUUGCGUUUUCGAUCUAUUCAAAUUAUUCAAGUAGUAGAACUUAAAAAGACUAGUGAUGUAAAGCGGUUAUCUGUUCGUCAAUUUCUUGAUUCAAAAAUUAAAUUUCCAUUACCUCAUCGUUAUCCUAAAUCAUUUACUAAAAGAACAGUAUUUUUAGCUAAAAGACCGUCUACAAUCUAUUAAUUCAAAUAUAUAUGUAUUAAAAAUAAUAAUAUUAUUAUUAUUGAU